This is a messenger RNA of Perca flavescens (yellow perch), 4375 nucleotides long. RefSeq names its product STAG3 cohesin complex component (gene stag3). The record is from RefSeq and is a predicted model, not a curated record. Gene Ontology annotation, molecular function: chromatin binding. The transcript is spliced from 32 exons. Lineage: Eukaryota; Metazoa; Chordata; Actinopteri; Perciformes; Percidae. Gene Ontology annotation, cellular component: chromatin; cohesin complex; nucleus. Gene Ontology annotation, biological process: sister chromatid cohesion. The coding region runs from base 184 to 3846 and encodes 1220 amino acids.
GUACUUUUGCGCGCCCUUGACUCUCAUCGAGAAGAAAACCCGACAAGAAAGCAACAUACUGAUCGGUUAAUAGCUAGCUAUAUUAUCAGAAGCUUGGUCUUACCGCUGAAAAAGUGUUAGCAAAGAACAGCUAACCUGCGGUUCAAAACCAAUUUCCAAUCUGUGGUGCCUCUUUCACUGAGAAUGGCAAGUGGAGACUCUCUUUUGGACAGUCUUGAGGAGUUGGAUGACUUCUCAGAUUCUGGCAGUGACUAUGAGGCCACAACGAAAGCUACAAAGCGAAGAAAACCGCCAGUGACUGGACUUCAGCCACCCAAGAGACCCAGGCGUAAAGCUGCAUUGAGGGUGUCCAGCACCAGUAGCAGCCCCAGCCCCAUCCCCACGCCUCCAAACCCCUCCCUGCAGCAGCACUCCCAAGGGACAUCCAGGCAGGCCUCUCCUAGACCUGUGACGAGAGCGAACGAGGGAAACGGGGGCAUCAGUGCAGAGGAUAUCUAUGAUGCUGUCCGCUCUGGAAAGAGUGCCAUGGUGACGGUGGUGGACGAGUGGCUGGACAGCUACAAGCGAAGCCGAGAGGCGGGGCUGCUGGUGCUCAUCAACUUCAUUGUUCAGUCCUGCGGAUGCAAAGGUGUGGUUAGCAGAGAGAUGUUGGACAGCAUGCAGAAUGCCGAGAUCAUCAGCACACUAACCAAAGAGUUCAAUGAGGAUUCAGUGAACUACCCUCUGUGCACCCCAGGCCCUCAGCUAAGGCGAUUCAAAGCCAGCCUGUGCGAGUUUAUUCGGGUGCUGGUGAGCUCCUGUCGGAAUAGCCUCAUUUUUGAUGAGUACCUCUUCCCCUCCCUGUUGGCUCUGCUCACCGGCAUGUCUGACUCCCAGGUCAGAGCCUUCAGACACACCAGUACCCUGCUUGCCAUGAAGUUGAUGAGUGGUCUGGUGGAGGUAGCUGUGAUAGUGUCGGUUCAGCUGCAGACCACCCAGCGGCAAUACGACACGGAGAACAGCAAGAGGGAGCAAGACAGAGCCUCUGGCAGACUGGAGGAGCUGCAGGCCACCAUCAGUGAGCUGCGGGAGAACAGGGAGGAGGUAUCCUCCAUGAUGAACGCCACUUUUCGUGGUGUGUUUGUGCACCGUUACCGUGACCGGCUGCCUGAGAUCCGGGCUGCCUGUAUUGAGGAGUUGGGCAUGUGGCUGAAAACGGACCCUGAAGACUUUCUGAAUGAUGGGUGUCUUAAAUACCUGGGGUGGACCCUGCAUGACAAGCAAAGUCCAGUGCGUCUGCAGUGUGUUCGUGCCCUGCAGGGUCUGUACCAGGAGAAGGAAUUCAUUGGCCGCCUGGAGCUUUUCACCAGCAGAUUUAAAGAGAGGAUGCUCAGCAUGGCGCUGGACAAAGACCCAGAGGUGGCAGUGGAAGUGGUCAAUCUGUUGCUGCUGAUCCAACAGAGGACAGAGGAAGGUCUGAAAGAAGAGGAGUGCGGCCACAUCUAUCCCCUGGUUUACGCUCUAAACAGAGGCAUGGCGUCUGCAGCCGGCGUCUUCCUCUUUAACAAGCUGAAAAGUGUGAUUGCCAGUGACAACCAGGAGAAUGAUAAAAGUGAAAAUGCAGCCUUCUUUCAAAUCCUCAUCUCUUUCUACAUCCAGAGUGAGUUCCAUGAGCAUGGGGCGUACCUGGUGGAUAGUCUGUGGGAUGUGGCAAGACCUGAGCUGAGAGACUGGGAGACUAUGACGGCAUUACUGCUACAGGAGGCUGGUCUGAUGUAUGAGGAGGAGGGGGCUCUCAUAGAGCUGAUGAUGUGUGCUAUCAGACAGGCAGCACAGGCAACCCCCCCUGUUGGGAGAACUCAGGGCAAGAAGAUCCUGGGUAUGAAGGAUAAGAAGGUCCAGGAACAAGACAGGAGACGUGUCACCACACACUUCAUCCCCUUACUGCCCCAGCUGCUGGCCAAGUACUCAGCAGAUGCAGGGAAGGUGAGCCUCCUUCUCAAAGCUCCCCUCUACUUUAACCUGGAGGUGUACAACAGCGCUCCACGGCUGGAGAAGUAUCUGGACCUGCUGCUGUCUCAGAUAUGUGGUAUUGUGGAGAAGCACACAGAGGCCACUGUGCUAGAGGCUUGCGCCCAACUGGCCAGCACCCUUUGCUCUGAGUCCUACACCUUCUCCUCCCGCGCACACCUGGCAUUCAGCCAGCUGCUGGACAGCCUGACCGAGUGCUUUAGCACCUACUUAAGUGACCUGCUGCAGGGUACUGCAGAUGACGAUGACGUAUACAGUGCAGCCACUGCUUUAAAAAGGAUUGCAGCCCUCAGCAGUGCCAAGGAUCCGACAGGCUGGAAGCUGUUCGGCUCUUGUCUUGAGCUUCUGAAAAGCAGGAUGGAGUCCAGAGAGCUCGACAAGGAGCUCAUGGUGUCGGCUCUGAAGUGUGCAGCCUUUUACCUGAUGUGGGCCAAAGUGAAUGCAGUCAACUCCACGCCAGCUGAGGGGGAAUUGAACCGUCUGAAGAAGGAGAUGCGUUCGUUCUGCAGAGUUUGUCAAACGUGUCUGUCUUUGAACCAGGCUGAGAUUAGAGAUCAAGCAUUUGAGCUGUUGUGUGACUUGCUGCUCUUGUACAGUACGAGUUCAGCUCGCUCUGAACCCGCCCUCCAAGCGCUGGUCCACCUGCCGUCAGAUUCCCUGCGCUCUGAGAUGGCUGCUUUCCUCCUGGACUACGUCUUCUCUGACACUGAAGAUGCUGAGCUCAACGUUGAGAAUGAGGAGGAGAUGAAGAUACGUCUUCUCCAGAGGAAGCGCAACCAGUUGUCUGGCUACUGCAAGCUGGUCAUCUACGGGGUGCUGGAACUCAGCGCCGCCACCGACGUCUUCAAGCACUACAGCAAGUACUUUAAAGACUUUGGCGACAUCAUUAAAGAGACUUUAAGCAAGAGCAAGCUCAUCAGUCCCAUUCAGAGUGCCAAGACUGUGUGUCUGAGCCUGCAGCAGCUGUUCUCAGAGAUGCUUACGGAGGACCACAGCAGGCAGGAUCUCGGUGAGAUUAGAGACUUGGCCAAGAGGCUUGCUAUGAGCUUUGGCAUCGAUCUUCAUCGUGUCCGUAAACCACUGGUGGCCCUGCACAUGGACGGUGUACGUUUUGCAUUUCGGGAACCACGGGAGGGAGAAGAGCAGCACGUGAAUGUGACCUUCUUGGAGAUCCUCAGCGAGUUCAGUUUCAAGCUGCUGCAACCGGACCGCACCAAGCUGGCUGCGUUUGUGAAAUCAGAGUGUCCCAGUGCUGCCCUCUCCUGGCCGUCAGUCAGAAUGUAUCAGCGUUCCUUGGAGGGCCGCUCCUCUUCUAAAGCCAGAAAACCGGAGGAGGGAGGAGAUGUCGUCUCCACACAUAGCAGCCCUGUAGCUAAACGCAAGAGGACCACUGCUCAGGGUUCAGUUGCCAGCACAAUCAGAGGAUCUUGGUUGGACAGCAGCAGUAUCCACAGCGUCCUGCACACGCCAGCCCUCACCUCCACUGCCCAGAGACAAUCAACCAAGCCCCUGGCCUCCAAAAAACCCAGCGCCACACAAUCGGAUAUCAGCAGCGACUUGUCUGAGGAUGAGUUCUCCUUAGGGUCCCAAAUACGAAAGGUAAGGCCCGUCAAACGACACCAGCUCUCCUCCAGCCAGACUGGCCCUCCUUUGGAUCAGCAAGACCUGAACUCCCACCUCACCUUGCUGUCUUUGAUUGAGGACGAGGACGAAGACGCAGAAAGAGAAGAGCCUGAGAUUGAGGAUUACGAGAGUGACUCUGAACACGAAUCUACAUAUACACUGCCUUCCACACGCCACACCUCCGCCAGUAUCCUUGAUGAGCUCUUUGAGUGAUGGCACAGAGACCCGGACCGCCUGGGGAACAGCACUUCUCUUUCUUUAAUGUAUCUCUUUAACACUACUGCGUUUUCAGUGGUUUCAGUACAUUUGAGUGUAUAAUUAGGGCCAACUGUUCUUCUACAUGACAGAGUUCACCUAUCUGAUCUAUUUCAGUCAUUCAUUUUGUUGGAGGGGAAGAGAAAGUCAAAAUGAUUAUGAAGUUUGGGGACAAAGGUUGUUGCCAUUCACAAUUAGGAAUGUUUGUUUUGAACACAAUGUUUAAAAGAAAUGUGUUGAAGUUCAGUUAGAUCCCUGUUGGCUGGUAGCAAACUUAGUCUUUCUUCCUGUGUUCCACAUUUUGAAUUUAGUUUCAUAUCUUUCACUGUUGUUGACAGUUUUUUUUGUUUAGUUUUUUUGUUUAACACUUGUUAAUUUAAUGUAAAUUAAAAGAUGCUUGAUUGAGCAAAGUAACACUGAAAGUGUAUUUAAUAAGCUCACAUUACAGUGUGAUGUACAUAAAUUCCUAAAAAAAAUUUUUUAAAGC